Molecule: messenger RNA, 1560 nt
Organism: Echinops telfairi (small Madagascar hedgehog)
Lineage: Eukaryota; Metazoa; Chordata; Mammalia; Afrosoricida; Tenrecidae
Gene: KRT79
Product: keratin 79
Exons: 9
Biological process (GO): intermediate filament organization; keratinization
Cellular component (GO): keratin filament
Molecular function (GO): structural constituent of skin epidermis
Source: RefSeq, a predicted model, not a curated record
GUCACCAUGUCCCGCAGCAGUGGUAGUGGUGGGGGGAGCCGCUGCAACUCCAGCAGGGGGGGCUUCGGUAGCCGGAGCCUGUACAACUUGGGGGAUAACAGAACCAUCUCCAUCAGUGUGGCUGGAGGGGGCUCCCCAGGGCGGGCUCUGGGGGGCUUUGGCCUCAGUAGCGGAGCCUACAUGGGCCUGGGGACUGGCAGGCAGUCGUUUGGGCCCGCCUGCCCUCCCGGCGGGAUCCAGGAGGUCACGGUCAACCAGAGCCUGCUGACGCCGCUCAACGUGGAGAUCGACCCGGAGAUCCAGCGGGUGCGCACCCAGGAGCGGGAGCAGAUCAAGACCCUCAACAACAAGUUCGCCUCCUUUAUUGACAAGGUGCGGUUCCUGGAGCAGCAGAACAAGGUGCUGGAGACCAAGUGGGCGCUGCUGCAGGAGCAGGGCCAGAGUGCGGGCACCACCAGGAGCAACUUGGAGCCCCUCUUUGAGGCCUACCUGAGCAACCUGCGGAGAACACUGGACAAGAUCCAGGGGGAGAGGGGCAGGCUGGAUUCAGAGCUGAGGAACAUGGGGGACCUCGUUGAGGACUUCAAGAACAAGUAUGAGGAUGAGAUCAAUAAGCGCACUGCUGCGGAGAACGAGUUUGUGGUGCUCAAGAAGGAUGUGGAUGCAGCCUACAUGGGCCGAAUGGAUCUGCAUGGCAGAGCGGGCGCCCUGACAGACGAGAUCGACUUCUUUCAGCACCUCUUUGAAAUGGAGAGGAGCCAAGUGCAGACCCACGUGUCUGACACCAACGUGGUGCUGUCCAUGGACAACAACCGCAGCCUGGACCUGGACAGCAUCAUCGCUGAGGUCAAGGCCCAGUACGAGGACAUCGCCAACCGCAGCAGAGCUGAAGCAGAGUCCUGGUACCAGACCAAGUAUGAGGAGCUUCAGGUGACAGCCAGCAAACAUGGAGACAACCUGCGGGACACCAAGAACGAGAUUUCUGAGCUCACCCGUACUGUGCAGAGGCUGCAGGGGGAGGUGGACGCAGCCAAAAAGCAGUGCCAGCAGCUGCAGGCCGCCAUCGCUGACGCAGAGCAACGUGGGGAUCUGGCGCUCAAGGAUGCUCAGAAGAAGUUUGGAGACCUGGAUGUGGCCCUGCACCAGGCCAAGGAGGAGCUGGCCCGGCUGCUGCGUGACUACCAGGCGCUGAUGAACGUCAAGCUGUCCCUGGACAUAGAGAUCGCCACCUACAGGACGCUGCUGGAGGGCGAGGAGAGCCGGAUGUCCGGGGAAUGUCAGAGUGCCGUGAGCAUUUCCGUGACCGGCAACUCCACGUCUGUGAGCGGAGGUGGCUCGGCUGGCAUCGGGGGUGGCAUGUCCUGGGGCGGGGGAGGUAUCAAAGGUGGGUUCAGCACCAAUGUGGGCUACGGCUCUGCCAAAGGGGGUGUGGCCUCUGGAGGUACCUCCAUCCUGCGGAAGACCACUACCAUCAAGACAUCCAACCGGAGGUAUUAGCGGCUAGGCCUCCCUGGGCCCCUGAAAGCCUGUCCCUGCUCUACACACCCGCCUCUGCAGCCC